Molecule: messenger RNA, 861 nt
Organism: Galdieria sulphuraria
Lineage: Eukaryota; Rhodophyta; Bangiophyceae; Galdieriales; Galdieriaceae
Exons: 3
Coding region: 123-794 (223 amino acids)
Source: RefSeq, a predicted model, not a curated record
GGGUGGAUUUUCCGUUUUCGGUGGAGGAACGAGUCUUUUGUUCUUGGAAGAUUUGUGUUGGGUUCCCCAACUUUUGGAGUACGGUUCCGACGAAGACAGUAAUACACUAGUUGUUUUGGAAAAUGGUCAACUUGUUAUACACUGACGAGGGAAGAAACUUGUUGAAAGGAUAUCAGCUCAUCCUAUAUGUGGCUAUGUUGGCAUUUUCGGCCACUAUUUUGGGUUUAAUGGGUAAUCCUAUGUUCAACUUGUUUCUAAUUGCAAACACAUAUAAACAUCCUGAUCCUGACCAGCCCUUUGUACCCAUCGAUAAAGUGACGAAUGUCACUUUCUAUGAAUCACUCUCCUUCUGUGCUUGGGGAGUUACAGGAGACAGAACUCGUGGCAUGCAUUCCACUUGUAGAUGGGUCAUUGCUUUGGCUUCCGUUGGUCUAUUCUUUCAGUUCAUUACUCUCAUCUUCCAUCUUAUCUCACAGUUGGCAAGGAUACCCUUUGACUGGGCAGUUGAAGGAAUUGUCAACUUUUUCAUGAUGUGGUGGUGGUUUGCUGGAGCUCUUAGUGUGAUGAUAUCCAAACCCACUGCCUACUUUCAAAGACGUUAUGAUUUUGGUUGGGAAGUGAGUACCAUUGCUGCAUUUACUUGGAGGAACUUGGGCUUUCAUUUUAUUGAAAUUUACUUGUCGAUUCUAACGAAAUACGUUGGAAAGCGCAAGUUGAUUCAGACAGAAGAUGAAGAAGAAGCAGAUUACGAAGGCUCCGAUGCGCAUUCUGCCAAGUCUCCCAAGAGUGUGUAAGACUUUAAGUUUGCUUUCUUACUGUGGUUAUAUUUGCUUGUUGGAUAAUAAAUGAGCUGAUUUUGUG